Messenger RNA from Sinocyclocheilus anshuiensis, 1644 nucleotides. Its product is annotated as progestin and adipoQ receptor family member 4-like. Gene Ontology annotation, molecular function: signaling receptor activity. Bases 197 to 1012 code for a protein of 271 amino acids. The record is from RefSeq and is a predicted model, not a curated record. Gene Ontology annotation, cellular component: membrane. The transcript has 3 exons. NCBI's taxonomy places the organism in Eukaryota, Metazoa, Chordata, Actinopteri, Cypriniformes, Cyprinidae.
GCUGCAGUUCUACACCCGAGUAUUUCCGAGACAAUGGGUAUCUGGUGCCAGAAAGUUACAACUUUUGCCAUCACUAGCUAGGAUGUUCUUAAAAACUAUGUAUUUAUAGCUUGAUUUAAAACAUUUGAAGAGAUACAGACUUUCCUCCCAGGGGAAGGUGGUCAAGGACUCCUGAGCAUAUUUUACUUUUUCUGCCAUGGAUAUUUUUACUGGGCCAAAACUUCGGGAUUUUAAGAAUUCACCGCCACAUCUUCAGUUCAACAAGUAUGUACUGACAGGAUACCGGCCUAUAUCCACUUACAGAGACUGUCUGCAAAGUUUGUUCUAUCUGCACAAUGAAUUUGGGAACAUCUAUACACAUGGUAUCCCCUUCAUCUGUUUUUUGCUGGUUUUGCCUUUGAGUAUCCCAUGGGCUGAAAUCGAGUGGUGGAUAGGAGUGGUGCAUUAUUUGGCUUGUCUCUCUCCCACCAUUUGUUCAGUCUUCUACCAUCUCUUUAUGAACCAUGAGGGUGGAGCACCUAUUUAUGACACACUGCUGUGCUUCGACAUGUUUGGUGUCUGUCUCGUCAACACUCUUGGUGCUCUGCCAAUCGUUCACAUAACUUUGUUGUGUUACCCAUCAUCCCGCCUUGUGGCGACGUUGGCAUAUCUCCUUCUCUCUGGCUACGGUGUUCACUGCGCUGUCUCUGCUCAGAGUAAUGUGCACCGCCUGCAAUCCUUCGCCUGGCAGGCGAUCUUCCGGUUCUUUCUCUUUAUGUUGCGUCUGACUGGCGCAGGCAGAGGAAGCCCUGCAUCUCUUCGCCUCUACCUCACCAUGGAUACUCUUGCAUUGCUAGGAGGACUAGUCAAUAUUUCCCGCCUUCCAGAGCGCUUCAGUCCUGGACGGUUUGACUACUGGUUUAAUAGUCACCAGAUUAUGCACAUCAUGGUAGUCCUGUCCAUUGUGUACUUACACUGGGGCACGCUGGAGGAUUUAACAUGGUUAAAGGGAUAUCACUGUCCCGGUGAAUAAACUUAAAGACUGAUAAUUCAUCAUGAUAUUUAAAGAACUGCAGGGAAAUUACUGUAAAACCCAAAGUGUGAUGGCACUACGGUAAAGUGGUUAUAUCAGUUGUUUAUGCCAUGAUACCUUCUUUGAAAUACAUAUUUACAGCUACCAAGUGACAUGAAUUUGCACUACAGAUGUUAAUGGCACACAACCUUGGACGACAACAACAAAAGAUAGGGAGAGUCUGUUACCUUUGGCUGAUAGUCUAAUAUUUGACUAUUUUAUGCAUGCACAAUAUGGCUAGUUGGCCUGUGUCGUUUUCCCUGCUGCCAUAUUAAAACAGACCUACAACCCAUUUUAGAGUUGAGAAACAGAAUACCAUGUUGCAAAUCCUAAAAAAUAAAAUAAAAAGUGAAGCUUUGUGAGAGCUCUUUAAAAAGGAGUAAAAUUGUUGUUUCUUACAAGCUUUCUUUGGUGAAGUUUUGUCAAAAUAUUGAAUAAUCAAAUGUGAAAUAUUGCACUUUAUGCUUCAAGUUUUGGAAAUCAGAUCCAAAAGAUUGUAUUCUGGAUGGCACUACCGUUGGCGAAUCUGAUGCUUUCUAUUUACAUGGUGCUACAUAUGUCAAAUAUGAAAUGUAUAUCAAUAUAAAAUAUUA